AUGUGGAGGAACUCUGUAGUAGAGGAAAUGGUGUUCAUACCUCUAUCGGAAAUUUUGCACAUUUAUAUAAUAAUCCUAGUGACAAUUGUGUUGCUGAGAACUUGUUUGGUUUGUUGUUAUGGGAUUCUUUAUCUGCAACUUGUGAAGGGUCAGUUUGGAGCUUUGUUUAUGAAAUUCCUGAAGAAGGUAUUCAUGGCCAGUUUGUUAGACCAACAUAUUGUAGACAGUCAAUGGAAGCAGGACAUCACUAUAGAGGGGUCUCACUAUAUAUAUAAUGCAUGCGCAGGAAAAGGCACUAGCCCGGUAUGGAAUGAGAAGUUCGAGUUCAGGGUGGACUCUCCAUUUGUAGAUGACAAUCAAUACAAACUCGUGCUCAAGAUCAUGGAUCACGAUACCUUCAGUGCAGAUGAUUAUCUCGGGGAAGCAACGAUCUAUGUGAAAGACAUUAUAAAAAUAGGGGUGGAAGAAGGAAAGGCUGAACUUCAUCCUCAAAAAUAUAGAGUUGUCUCCACUGAUCAAACUUAUUACGGAGAGAUUCAAGUUGGAAUUACUUUCACUGCAAAGCAAAAAACUGUUGAAGAAGAAGAAUAUGGCGGAUGGAAGGAAAGUGACUACUAGUUUUCCUACCGGCUACAUGGAACUUUCUGCAACCAAUACUUUAAUUAUCAGUGAAUAAUUUAGAAGUAUGUAAUAAUCCCUUUCUGUAUCUUUGAAGUAAUUAAACUGCACAAAUAUAUUAUUUUGGCAAAAAUGUACUUAUUGUAAAAUAGAAUGUGUUGUUAAGGAUAAAUCUCACAACGUUUAAAUAUCGAAAUAUAAACAAUAUAUAAGGGUUUA
Molecule: messenger RNA, 837 nt
Organism: Olea europaea var. sylvestris
Lineage: Eukaryota; Viridiplantae; Streptophyta; Magnoliopsida; Lamiales; Oleaceae
Product: elicitor-responsive protein 1-like
Exons: 5
Coding region: 1-618 (205 amino acids)
Source: RefSeq, a predicted model, not a curated record